Messenger RNA from Aphis gossypii (cotton aphid), 1768 nucleotides. RefSeq lists its product as uncharacterized. The record is from RefSeq and is a predicted model, not a curated record. NCBI's taxonomy places the organism in Eukaryota, Metazoa, Arthropoda, Insecta, Hemiptera, Aphididae. The coding region runs from base 248 to 1084 and encodes 278 amino acids. The transcript has 7 exons.
AACAUUUCAUCGUAACUCGUAACUAUUCCCUUUCACUGAUCCCAGUUGUUUUGUAUAUGUACCGUGUUAGUAGUGUGUUUGCUUUUGCUUAUGGGCUACAGAAAAAUCAAGUAAUUCAACUAGUGUAGGUUGAUUAUUGAUCAAAUACUCUCUACUGAAAUAUUAAUCUUAUGUUGUAUGGUUCUCAUGAUCUACUCGUUAUAAAAGUCUAAGAACAACAAAAUAAGGUUAUGUAGGAUACAACUAAAUGAAUAUCUGCAUACGGGUGUCAAUAGAGUAUAAAAUGCCUCUGUCCGAAGUGAGAAGAUGUGUAACCAUCAAAUUUACAUUAUUAUUGAUAUUAGUUGCUGUAGCUUUAGCUCAAUCACCAGAUAACAAUUCCGUAAUUGGUCCAAAUAAAGCUAAUGGAGGUGCCGUCGGAAAGUUUCGUAAAUAUUUUUCUCAAUGCAAAACACAUACAACCGAAUUUGAUGAAUGUAUAAAGAAUGCAAUCAAUAACGUCAGACCAUACUUUACAACAGGUGUACCAGAACUUGGAAUUCCUCCGUUUGAUCCAUUUUUUGCCAACGAAGUUAAACAAAGUAAAGGAGCUGGUUUAUUGGGUUAUAAGUUGACUAUACAUAAUGUUACUGAAAGUGGAUGGAGACUUUCGGAAAUUAAAAAAAUCAAAACUAACUUCAAUACAAAUACAAUUAAACUUACACAUUAUUUCCCUGAGAAAUAUUUAGAAGGUUACUACGAGGCAGAGAAUACUAUACUACGACCUGGAGUUACAACAGUUGGCCAAUUCAAUUUGACUUUAUACGAUUAUAUUCAAACAAUGACAAUAAGCAAACCAAAAAAUACAAAUCAAAUCAAAGUAUCUGUGCAGCUCGAAGAAAUUGGAAAUAUGUCUUUGCAUAUAAGCAAUCUUUUGCGUGGAAGAGUUAUCGUUGAAAACGUUUUGGACAGAUUAAUAAACGCCUCGUGGAGAGUUGGUUUGCCAGUUGUAAAACCACUUAUAAAUGACCUUGUUGCUUCAGCUUUUACUAAAAUUUGGAAUGAUAUUUUUAAUGAUUUUGACUUUAGUUAUUUACUGCCAUAAAUUGUUUAUAGGUCCAUGUUUUACUUUUAUAAUUUGGCCAUUAUAACAACACAUACUUUUAAAUAGAAAAUUAAUAGAUAAGGUUUCUGAGGACGUUGUACUUGCACAUAUGUCUUCGUCUUAUUAAUAUAUACCAUAGCAAAUUUGCGUUAAGCAACAUUUCAUUUUAAAGUGAGUUACCUAUAGCUAGGUUGCUACUCGCUAGGUUAUUAGGUACUCACUUUAAAAUAAAAUGUCAAUAAAAGUCUACGUGAUAUACUAGAUGAUAUUCUUCUUUUUAAAUUUUGUAAUAAGUAUAUUGAUUCGAACAAAUAAGUUAAAAAUAAAAGGAAAUAUCAUAACAAUAUAAAACGGAUUCGAUUGAACUCAAAUUUGAUAUGUUGUAUGAUAGUGAGACAGAGACAACUCAUGCAGAUACGACACUCUCUAGACUGUAAUUAUUUUCAUCUAUCAUUGUUACAUUUUAAAACAUAAUUAUUUUCACCAUCAUUACCUAUUUCAUUUCCAAAUAUUAUCAUUUUAUUCAUCAUAAAUCAUUGCUGUUUAAUGUUUUGUUAAGGAAUAAUUGUUUUUUAUUUAUUUAGUUUUAAAUUUUUUUCGUAAAUAGCAGUAGCUAUAAUUAUUUAUCUAUUAUCUAUACUUAUUAUAGAUACAAAGAAAUAAUAUAAUCACUCAAUUUUGUUA